AUGAAGCCUGAACACAGAACGAUAGCCACAAAACAGUGGACCAGGAGUGCCGUGACCUACCACACUAAGUCUAGAGCCAUGAAGAAGAGGAUGUCUCUGAGGAGGAUGAGCACACCAUCCUUCCAGAAGCAGAGGAGGAGGAGGCUUUCUCCCCAGGCCCUGGGGAAUAUUGUGGGCUGCAGAAUUGUUCACGGAUGGAAGGAAGGUGAUGAGCCCGUUACCCAAUGGAAGGCCAUCGUUCUAGAUCAACUGCCAACAAAUCCCUCUCUCUAUCUGGUCAAGUAUGACGGAAUUGACUGUGUCUAUGGACUUGAACUUCACUGCGAUGAGAGGAUUUUAAAUCUUAAAGUCUUGCCUCACAAAGUAGUGUUUCCUCAAGUCAAAGGCGCCCCAUCUCGCAAGUGCAAUGGUAGGCGAGCUGUGGAGCAUACAUUUGAGGGCAAACAUGGCUCUAAGGACAACUGGAAGGGGGUGGUUCUAGCCCAGGUGCCAAUCAUGAAGGACUGGUUUUACAUCACCUACCAGAAAGAUCCAGUCCUAUACAUCUACCAACUCCUGGAUGAUUACACAGAAGGUAACCUCCGUAUCAUUCCAGAGAUACCUCCAGCAGAGGUGAAGUCAGACAAUGACAGUGACAGAUUAACAGGUCACUAUGUGCAGUACACCAUAGGCGAUGGGUCCAAAAAGAUAGGCAAGGUCAUUUACCAAGUUCUAGCCAAGCCUUCCGUGUACUUCAUCAAGUUUGAUGGCGUCGUCCACAUCUACUUCUUUAAUCUGGUGGAAAAGAUCCAUUGA
Molecule: messenger RNA, 795 nt
Organism: Rattus rattus (black rat)
Lineage: Eukaryota; Metazoa; Chordata; Mammalia; Rodentia; Muridae
Product: Y-linked testis-specific protein 1-like
Exons: 1
Coding region: 1-795 (264 amino acids)
Biological process (GO): regulation of DNA-templated transcription; gamete generation
Cellular component (GO): nucleoplasm; cytosol
Source: RefSeq, a predicted model, not a curated record